Molecule: messenger RNA, 442 nt
Organism: Aspergillus wentii DTO 134E9
Lineage: Eukaryota; Fungi; Ascomycota; Eurotiomycetes; Eurotiales; Aspergillaceae
Exons: 1
Coding region: 85-354 (89 amino acids)
Source: RefSeq, a predicted model, not a curated record
GUUAAUAUAAUCAACGCAACAGAUCGACUGCGACUAUAUACUCACUCCCAACCACGAUAAAGUCAAAGUGAGACAUGGUCAAUAAUGGCAAGACAAAAAAGGGUAAUUGCUAAAUUGCUAAACCAGAGCAACGUGAGAAGAAGAUUACGACAACACGAUGAAAAAGCAAUAAUAUAUAGUAGAACUUCUCGAAGGAUCGAGAUCGCACAGAUGGGAGAAACCAGGGGAAGCCGGCCUAAUAGGGGCCUUUCUAUACCACGAGCAGGGGGUCUGACUGGGUUAUUGAUGGCCUGCAUACACACUACUUCCUUCUGCCCAACGCACGAGCGCUUCUCCUCCAACUCUCAACGGUGAUGAUGCCGUGUCAAGCCUAAAAGACGCCGGAAGGUCGUGUCCGCACCAAUCACAAUACAGAGAGUGGGCCGGAAGAGACUCCCUUCCG